Molecule: messenger RNA, 1152 nt
Organism: Babjeviella inositovora NRRL Y-12698
Lineage: Eukaryota; Fungi; Ascomycota; Pichiomycetes; Serinales
Exons: 1
Coding region: 1-1152 (383 amino acids)
Source: RefSeq, a predicted model, not a curated record
AUGUCUCUCCACGGUAUGAAAACUGCAAAGGCAGUGUUUCAGACCAUAAUUCGUCCCAAAACUAUUAACUUUGUGAGUCGUGCGCUUCCACAGGGUUUCAAGCCCCAGUCGCUCUUAGUAGUCACGACCCCGCAAAACACGCCUGGGCUCCUCAACGCAGCGCUCAAAUUGCACCAGACCCAUCCUGAAAUACAAAUUGUGGCUGCAUCUUGUGACUCCAUUGCACCAAAUUUCACCAGAAACGGAAUCGCAGCCGUGUGGUUCGAUCAGUAUAUGACUAUUGCGGACUCCAUCCGCUUAGAAACAAAGGACGAUUUACACACACCGCCGAAGGAAAGCGACGGCUUGAACCCGGUCAGUGCCAAGAAGCACUGGAAACUUAUCGAAUCCAGCUUCACAAUUACCGUCCCGUUUACCGAUGCGAAGUCCUACACACUCAGUUUGCCGUUAGCCAACACCGUCUUCCAUGACUCCCACCUCCUCACCCUCUUCUACUUGCAGCCAGAGUCACUCCAAACCAGAUUGGAGGAUUCUGGUCACAUAUUGGCGGAUCUCUCUGUUACUUUACCUGUGUUGGAAACCACUGCCUCCCACGGCUUCACGGCCAGCGAUAACCUCGAGCCGUUGUACACUUUGGAAGAUAAGUUGAUUAUCACAGACUGCAAUACCAACUUGAUCAAAACCAUUAACAGAAAAUCCGCGUCGGCAUACUUGGAAAGCUGUGAAAAGUUGAUGAACUUGGCCUCAAAGGAAACCGAAGUCUAUGUGCGUAUUCACGACCUGGAAACCGCCGGAGACGGAAACCACCUACAGUAUAAGGUCAUCGCCGGGGGCGGGGGCUGGGGGGCCAAAGCCAACAUUCUUGCAAUCCUGCCAGAAGCCCGCUUGAAGGAAGGCCAGCAGGUGGAGUUUCUCAUGUUAAAGCCGGAAACGCGGUACAAGAAGCCUACGAGUAAAAUUGUCGACCACCAAAGCUACAUCAACCAGUUUGCGCUUGAGUGCAGCUUCGAAGAGACCGGAUAUUGCGCUGCCGAUGAGGAGGGAAACGAGAUUUUCUUAGACGGUGUGUUUGGGUGUGGCUCCGAAUUGGGGUACAAGAUCAAUGGUGUCAGUCACAACUCAGCUGGACAACUUACCAUUAUGAAUGUUUAA